GAAUAAUAUGCAUUUUAAUUGAGUAACCAAUGUAAACUUUCGAUAUUUCAUCUUCGUGAUUAAUCAAAGGCGGCUGCGAUUUUAUUUUCCCAGAGGAACACUAAUUGGUUCUAAGGGUUACCGUUCUAAGUUAUAAAAUGGCAGAAGCAGAUCCAGUAACCCUAGUAAGUACCAAGCAAUAUUACAUAAAUUUAAUUUAACUAGGCGUAGGGCGGUCGUAGGGCUAGGGGCUAGGGCCUAAGCACUAAGCCUAAGCACUAAGCCUAAGCCCUGUCACUGUCCUAUUCAAUCAUAUUCACAUUAAUAUUCUAUUAAAAUUACUAUUACUAUGAUUUUGAUUAUCUUUGUAUUUUUAUUUAUUAUUUAGCAUUAUUAGUAAUUAGUUUAGUAAUACUAUUAUUAUUUUAGUAUUAGUAUUACUAUUAAUUAGUUUAGCAUUUAUGAUUUCUCAUUUACUGAUUUAUUUUGGCCACAGGGCAAAUGAAAGAUAAUUGUAUGUAUGGACUAGGCCUAUUAAUAUAUGUAAUUUUAUUUUAUGUUUGUAGUGGCUACGGCUAUGCUUACCUGGGUCCCUUUAACUUUAGUCUAAAUGCUAUUCAGAUGUCAUUUGUGGUAGUUUAUUUUAGUUAAACUGAAGAAGUAAGCUUACAAACAUAUAUUAUCUUUCAUUUGAUACCAAAUAUUGUCCUACAAUAAUAUUUUAAAUAUUUUUUAAUAAACCCAACCUCUCACUUCUGAUACCCGGGUCCGAAUAGCCGCAGCCUAAUAAUAGACAUAGAAAUAGUGUAAUAGUCCUUUUUACAGGAUCCUGAGUAAAGUAACUUACUUUAAAUAUAAAUAUAUAAUGAUAAUGAUUUAUUUAAUCUUUUUAUAAUUUAUAAUUUAUAGUGCAAAUUAAAAAUUAAAAAAUCCACAUUUAUUCAUUUAAAGAGCCACAUGCAUCAUCAGGUUGCUGACCACUAGGCCAUUACAUAAAUAUUUUUAAAAAGUUGUGCAUAAGAAGCCAUGGUUGUACCUGUUCAGUGUGAAUAGCUAUAUGGUUUAUCUGUGUCAGUCAUUAGUUUCUGUACAUUUUAACCACCAAAAAAACAGCAUUGUAUUCUCAAAAUUGACUUAUCACUGAGAUUUAUGGGUGUAACAAAUUUUUUGAUGUGAAGGAGCUUUAAGGUUAUAGCAUUGUUAUUAUGCUCUUUUUUUAGUUGGUCCAUCCAAUUUUUUACUAAAUGAACUUUGAUUAAUAAUUAAAUGUUGUGAUCAUCUUACAUGUAAGAUUGAUAGUUGCAAUGUAAAAAUUAAAUGAUUUAUUGUUUCUCUAUAGGCCAAAAUUAACUAUUAUUGCCAAGCUGGCUACUUUGGGCACAUGGAAGCAUCAGCAACAGAAGGUCUUCAACGCUAUGGAAAUGAUCCCAUCCUUAAAUUCUUUGUGGCUUUCGCAAAAGUUUUGCAAAGUGAGUUUUGAAAACCUGAGAUAAGUUGUUUCAUUCUUACAAAUGACAUACACAUUGACUGCUCUAUGGACCAAAAACAAAUUUUAUGUAUUUCAAAAUUUUAUUGAGGUAAUUUAAAUUUUACAAUUUUUAAUGAUUGUGGAAUGAAUAAUCUCUGGACUAAUUUUAAAACAUUAAACCAAACUACUUCUUUUCAUCCAUUCAACCAGAUCGAGUUCAGGAAGGAAUGAGAGAACUGGAAGUUCUGAAAGACAAGCGAGAUGUGAAUCUCUGUGCUACAAUGGCUCUUAUGUUGGCUCACAGAAAAUCGCAGACCAUGGGUAAAAUUUUUCUUUGUAUACACUUUGAUUAAGCUUCCAUUUUUGUCAGUUUGUCUGGGUAGAACCUUGUAACUUAAUUUUGACCCACAUCCUGAUGUUCAACUGAGCUAAAAAUUUGUUCACUUACACACCCCUGAUGACAUACAAACCUUCAUGAUCAGAUUUUAUUGAGCUAAUUUAAAUUUUACAAUUUUUUUCAUGAUUGUGGAAUGAAUGAAUUUACCACUGACCCAUGUGUGACGUCUGCAGGACAAAUCUUGCAUCUCCAUUGUGACCCACUUCCUGAUAUACCAAUUCAGCUGAAGCUUGUAAACUUUGACUAAAAAAGCACAAAAUAAAGCAAUAUAAAAUAAAUAUAAAUAAAACAAUAUAAAAUUUAAAAAAAAUAUUUGAAAAAGCAAACUUUUCCAAAAAUAUACUAGAGUUGUUAUAGUUUUAUGACUAAAAAAGUUCGUGCUGUCCAUUAGUUAUGUUACCUAUGGUUAAAUCUUGCAUCUCAAUUUUGAACCACAUCCUGAUCUCCAUUUAAGCAUAAACAAAUAAAAAUUAAGUUCAUGGGCACCCCACGCUUUUUUUAUCAUAAUUCUCUGAACAGUCUGAAGUUUUGGGGAACGUCUAUUUUAUAAAUUUUAGUACAUUUUUGGAAAAGAUCGUUUUUUAACUGUAUUUUUAAUGUUGUUUUAUUACUUUAUAAUAACUACAUUUUGGUGAUAUAUUGAGUUGGUAUCACAGUCCAUAGCUUAUAUCUCCAAUGGAUACUUGAUUAAACUAAUAUUAAAAAAUAUGCAGUUAAUUAAAUUUUCAAAUGAGAAGGAAUGACAAAUAUGUUAUUAUUUCUUUUAAACAACAGUGAAGUAAACAGAACUUAGCUGUGUAUAGGAAAUAAUUCCCCAUUUUUCAUCUUAAGUUAUUAAAAACUUGGUACUUAUAACAGUUUUUUUUAUGAAAGUUUCAAUAAGUUCUGAUUUUGGAAAGCAAUAUAAUAGACUAGGCAUUUAUGCCUUUUAACAUGAUAAAGGGUAUGUGGGUAAACAAAAAGAAGUCCAUUGUUAUACUAUAAAAUCACUGUCCUUUUCCUGGAAUGGCCUCUAUGGAGACAUGUUUCUCAAAAUGUAUUCCUAAAGUGGCUUUAACUAUUGCUGCACUUAGCCAAAGGGCUGUGUAAAUUUAACAUGUUUUCACAUUCAGUAACUUAUUUUGAAACCAUCUGUAAAUAAUUUUAUGUUAUUAACCUUUUUUUACACUUUGUGCUCGUGUGUGUAUGUGUGCAAUGAACAGACAGAGAAGCUGUGCAAGUUUUGGAUGCUAAACUGAAAGAAGAAAGAAAACAAGCAGGAGAGCUGGUGAGAUAUGUUGUACAGUUUAAAAUAUUAUUUCAUAUAGAUACAUCUGUUUGCUUUGUGUUUUAUAUUUAGUUGAAAAAAUAUGUUAAAAACCAAUGCUAUAAUUAUAAUAAAUUUAAUGAAUUUUACUAAAGGAGUAUCUUUAAAAGUGGGGAUAAUAUGGGAGCAAUUUCUUUAAAAAACAUAAUUAAAUAAUUAUGAUAGCAUUUUCUCUUUAAAUUUAUUGCUUUGGUGAUACUCAUCCUGAAUGGUCAAAUAUAAAGAUUUAACUGAGCCACCAUCAUGAAAUGAUAUACUUUCUCAUAGGGCCUUUAUUUUGCUGGACUAUUUUUGUUCAACACCGGCAAGUAUGAGAAAGCGAGGGAGUAUAUUGACAGAAUGUUGAAGAUGGCACCACAGAACCAAGAUGUAAGUAUGCAGACAUGAAUGGAUGUGUUAAUAGACUAAAAGGACAGAUGUGUCAUUUAGACUAAAAGGACAGAUGUGUCAUGAAGACUAAAAGGACAGAUGUGUCAUGUAGACUAAAAGGACAGAUGUGCCAUGGAGACUACUGCUACUGAAAGAUAGUCUUAUAGGAAAAAUCUAAGUAAUUAGGCUCUGGUCAAUGCUGCAAUAUAAUUAAUUCCUUCUGAUUAAUGAAGCUGAAAUUUUUAUGGAGCACUCAUGUUGUAAACCUAACUACACAUCAAGUUUUUUUUGUGUUUUUAAUUUUUUUUUUUAACAUUUGAAAAGUAAAAGAAACAGGUCAUAAGAAAUUAAAAUUUUAUUUUAUUUUGCAAAAAAAUUUGUUCUUUUUGUCAUCAUUUAAAAUCAUAAAACCGCUCAUUUUAUUGAAACCACAAUUUCCAGGUUUUGACUAAACAAUUGGUAUGCAUUUAUAUGUUUACAAUGUUGAAAGUUUUUAUAACUUUUAAAAUUAUUAAAUUUUUUUUAAUGAGUUGAAUUUUGUUAUUUUACUUAAUAACUUCUAUAAUUAUUUUCCCUGCAAAUCACUAGAUCCUUAACCUGUUUUAGAAGUUAAAUUCUGUACACCAAAAAAAAAAAUGUCUGUAUUGCCUAAUUUUGUUCAAAUCUAUCAAAUAUAGACUAUUUAAUUAACUCAUUGUUGUCUCUUUUUGCUGUGAACCAGUGUAUAACCAUUUACAGAUAGCUUUCAUUGAGACCUAGAAAGCUAUUUUCUUGAAUAAAUUUUAGAUUAUUUCUCUCAACAGACAUUCUCAUUAAAUAUUUUAUUAUUGUACAUGAGAUUUGUGAUGAACAAAGUCUUCAUUUAGAUAUGAACUAAAAUUGUGCAAAAAAAAGGACACAUCAAAUAUUCCUCUAUCUUUUCAUCAGGGACUCACAAUGAAAGGUUGGAUUGAAAUUAUGAGUGGUCGAGAAGCAAAGAGGGCUUUCAAGUUUUUUGAGGAGGCGCUUGCGUAAGUGGCAAAACUAUUUUUUUUAAAACAGAAUUUAAAAAAAAAUAACUUUUUAGAAAAAUAAAUAUAGACUCUACUGAUGUAAAAAUAAAGGGAAAUUGGAUUUAAGAGUUUUGAUUGUUUAAAAAUUAAUAUUAUGAUUCUUGUUUUUAAUAUAGUACUCAAUUUUUAUCAUUUCAAAUUAUUAAUCUCAGCUCUUUCUCCAUAAUGUUCACAGCAACGGUUCAAGAAAUGUGAACGCCCUUUUUGGCAAGGCCAAAUUUUUUGAGCUCAAACACAAUUACAGUGGGGCAUUAGAAGUAAUCAACCAGGUGGUGGUCAGUCAGCCCAAUUUUCUGCCAGCUUUUGUGGAAAAAAUGAAACUUCAGCUUGCUCUUCAAGACUGGGACCAGACCCUUGAAACUGCCCUGAGGUAAGUGUAUCUGUUCAUUGACCCCUCAACUUAGUCAUUGUUUUAGUUAUUCUAAUCUCCUUUUUCUCAUCUCCAUUCAGUGUUACCAACAAAGCUUUGGUUCUCUUCUCUAUUCAGUUUUACCAACAAGGUUUUGGUUCUUUUUUUAUCAUGUUUAAUGUGAAGCUCCAAUAAAGCCAUUCACUUAUAUUUGACCAUUCUAUUAAUGACAUUUUUGUUUAUGUUGUAUUCUUGUUUUUGUGUUUCAAUAAUUGAGACUUCAUGCAAUAUCUGGUACUUAUUGUGGUGAUAUAUCUACCAGUCAUGAGCUGAAACUCAACAGCUUCCAUCAAAGAUGUCUGCGUCACAUUUUAGGCAUUCAAUAGUAGGACAAGGAGCCUGACUUAGAGGUCUUGGAACGUGCAAAAAUGUGUAGCAUAUUCUCCGCUCUUAGCAAUAAUAAUAAUAACAAUAAUAUAGUUUAUUUGAAAAACACGCUUCAUCCCCAAAAGCUCGAAGCGCUGUACAAAGUCAACCAUAUUAAAAAGAGAAAUAAAAAUAAUCUAAAAUUUACCACAUUUAAAAACAGACGCAACAAUAUAAAGCUACAUACGAGCAUACCCAGUCAAAGUCUUUCAUCCCGUUUCAACCAUAAGCAACACAAGCCAAUAUACAUUAACUGAAAAAGAUGGUAGAUAGCUUCACCCCAGAAGGUGUUUGUGAAAUAGAUGUGUUUUUAAAUCGGUUUUAAAGGACUCCAGUGUCUGGCUGUUUCUGAGAGCGACUGGAAGUGCGUUCCAAAUUGUUGGGCCGGAAAAUGCAAAAGUGCGCUUUCCGUAAGUCUCAAGGCGAACACACAGUAUCAAUAUUUUGCCACUAUCGGAUGAGCGGAGCUCUCUAGUGGGUACAUGAGUGCUUUGAGAUAAGAUGGUGCCAGGUCAUGUAAGCAGCGGUAGCACAAAGUUGCAAUUUUGUACUCUAUGCUAGCGCGGACCGGCAGCCAGUGCAGCUCCCUCAGAAGUGUUUUAGCAUGGUCGAAUUUGCGUUUGCGAAGAACAAUGCGAGCUGCUUUAUUCUGUGCUCUUUGAAUUUUAUCCAGGAGCGUAGCUGGGAGACCCACCAUGAGAGCAUUGCAGUAGUCCAUGUGUGAUAACACAAAUGCAGACAUCAGCCUUCGCUGGUUAGGCAGUGUAAGGAGAAUGGAGGAAGGCCUUAUUUCAAAGAAGCUGCUGUAAGGAGAGUUGGCAGAAGGGACAAGACUUAUUGGACGAUAGCAGGUGCGAUUUUUGGACGCUUGCAAAAGGAGCAUGAGGGAAGCCAAGAUUGAAAUCAACGGAUGGGAGAUCAUUGCUGAACAACAAUGCAGCUUGCAAACAGCAGUUUAUGAUGGAGUAAAAACAGGCAGAAGACGAGUGAAACGAAGCCCUUAAAAAAAAAAGAACAAUACGGAAGGUCAAAGCUAACCAGGAGUCAAUAUUCUCCUUCGAGAAAUGCAACUGAGAUUACCAUUCCAACAUCGGUCUUGUGAGCCAUUUUUUGAAGUGUACAUAGCUACUCCAUUGUAUUGCAAAGAUGGAAGGAUGCCAUAUAUAUUGUGGUGACUGCCUUAUCCAUUUCCUGCGUUUUUGUUGCUCUGCUGUUUCGUUUUACCAAAGUUUUGUGCCAAUUUAGCACAUUAGGUUGGUCUCUUGUUUGCUAAUCACUUAUAUCUUCAACUUUUUUUUUUUUGUACCCUUCAAACAAGUAAAAUGGCUUGCUAUCUUUGUGCUGCUGUGUCUUAUCAAUCUCCAUUGUCAAGUAAUUUUGUAUUCCUUCUGUAGAAUUUUCUUCUUUUUUUUUGUUUUUUGUUUGUCAAUCCCUUGCUUUGUAUCUUAUAAAUCUUUUGAGAUCAGUUGCAUCAUAUUAUUUGUUUUAAGUAAAUACUCCAUAAGCCAUUAAAUAAACAACCGAAAUGCAACCCAUUUUCCAUUUUGUUUUAUUUAUUUUGUUGAUCUGAGUUCCAUGAUUAUCUGAUUAACUGACUUAAAUUGGCCAGUAUUUGGUUUUUGUUUCAGAGCAGAGAAAGUUGACAUUCACUGUGUUGAGGCCAUGGAGUACCAAAUAGUUCAUGCACUCUGUAGGGACGGCAACUAUGCAGAGGUAAAGAAGUUACGGUGGCGACUCAUCUUUGUCAUCAUUACCUGAAUAGAAUUCCCAAUUCUCCGUUUGAAAGUGUUACAGUGGUGCAUAUCAGUUUCAGCUUGCAUGUCUUCUUGGGGCAUUAAAUCCAUUCAUUAAUAUAAGUAAAAGCAUUGCAAAGAGAAUGAUCCUUAAUGGUAUUCUUUUUUCUUCUAAGCUUACUUGAUUUAGUCAAGAAAAUUGGAUCAAAAUUGUUGAGGUAAUGGUGUGUGUGUGUUGGGGGGGGGGAGGAGGAGACCCCCGGACAUGGGAGUUGGUGGGGGGGGGGAGGCACACAAAGAAACAUGUUUUUUCAGGUAUGUAUAUAACUAUUAUAACAUUUCUAGAGAGCGGGCACAAUGAACAUAACAUGUCACAUGAGGGGGCACUACAAACAUAACAUCACAUUAGGGGGCACAAACAUAACAUGUCACAUGGGGGGGGCACAAACAAACAUAACAUGUCACGUCAAGGGGAGCACAAAAAAACAAACAUAACAUGUCACAUGGGGGGGGGGCACAAACAAACAUAACAUGUCACAUCAAGGGGAGCACAAACAAACAAACAUAACAUGUCACAUCAACUUUUUUUUACCUUCACCCAGGCAGCUUCCAAGAUAGCAGAUCUGAUUACCUCCCUUGACAGAGUUGAAUCUCAAAGUGGCCAGUUGUACCUGCAUAUGGCACAAGUCUUUUCGAAACUGGUGGGUCCAUCUUAAUAAAUUUAUUAAAUUGUCUAAAAUCUCUGAUACUCACAUUUUCAGAGUGACAGACUGGCAGGAAUUAAACCCUAUUGCGUCUGUGACACAGGGUCUCCAUUUCUUACUUUUCCGUCUAACUCAAUGUUAGAAGAAUGACUGUGAUUCACUGACUCCUGGUUGUUGUUUUUUUAUAUCAUGGGGGCCUACUGUCUGGAAAAGGUUGUGAACCACUUUUAGGAGACAUUUUAUGUUUCAUGACAGGUUUAAUGAUAAAUAAAAAAAUAAUGGAAUUUUAAAAUCUAUUUAUAUCCUGAUCAAUGCUUUAAAACUGUUGAGACUUGUAACAUUCUUCUUUAAAAGAACUAGAAUUCCUUUAUUGUAGUGAAAGUAAUAUUACAAUACAAACAUAUAACGUAUGAACUAACCAUGUAAUGAUCAGGUGUAAUGUAGUCUCUUUGAUGGCUAAUGAUUCUCAAUUAAAUACCGAUGUCCCGUAGCACAUCAUUAUACAUUGUCAUCGUUUCACUUCUGAUUAAAUAAGAUUUGAUUCUAGGUUGAAGCAAUCUGUGCCCAUCCCUUUUUAUGGUUAUUAUUUUAAGUUUUUGGUAUUUUUUCCAACAAAAAUUAUUAUUUUAAAAUUUUGGCACAACUUAAAUUAAAUUGUAGAAUAUUGACACACAAUUUUUGUUUAAAUGUCAUAAAAUGUAAGAAAAAUAAUAUAUAGUUAUUUAUGUAAUUUUGCUGGAUCUUAUUUAGUAGCACUACAACCUCUACAAAUUAAAUAUCCAUGCCUCUCUUUGUUUGUUAGUGUGGCAGGAACCACCUGGUCCUACAGCAGACUCAAGUCUUGAUAGAGAGAGCUGUGUCACUGGACGGCAACAAUGCAGACUUUGUCAAUGAGAUGGGUUAUCAGCUGAUGAUGCAAGGAAAGGUAAUGAUGGCAAGACUCAAGCACACCUCUCUUGGUGUGAGCGCAUCUCCUAAAGGGUUUGAAUGAAUCUGUUUUUUUAGAUUCUACUGUUUUGGCUGAUCUGCAAACAUUUUGUGUAAUUAUUCAGAUUCCCUUUGAGUGAUUGACAAAUAGUAGAUUUAGGAGGGGUCAGACAAAAAUCUCCACUCAAAACACUGCCACUUUGCUUAGUAUAUACACAGUAUUGGGACUUAGGGAAAACUAGCCAAUGAGAAAAGAGCAAGGACGGAAACAAAAACGCAGUUUGAAUGAUCAGCAGUUGAUCCCCAUUAUUUAUGUAAGAAGAUUGAACAGAAAACGUUUAUGUUUAAAUGAAGAUUUAUAGUGUGAUAACACUCACUUCUACAGAGAAGCUAGUAUUGAAAUACUUAUGAUACAUUCCAAGUGUCUUCGGAUUUUAUGUUUUCGGCAUGAGAUAUAGACGUAUUUCAUAUUGACUAUUAUUAUUAUUAUUGUGAUCGUCACCGUGUGUAAUAAAGUAUUAGUCGCCAUCAUUUGAACCACUACGCCUCUGUUAUAAUUCAUAAGACAUUGUGAUUGUGACACAGGAGGACAAUAGAUUUUUGGUACACUCUGCUUAGGUAGUUUACAUUUAUCUUCAUUUGUGUGGCCAGGUGAAAGAAGCCAUGAAAUGCCACAGAAAUGCCAUGCAGCUGGAUGAAACAAGUGUUUUAGCUCUAACUGGCAUCAUCAGCUGUCAGCUCCUGCAGGGCCACAUUGACGAGGCUGCUCAGCAGCUGGAGUUUCUCAAUGAGAUUCAGCAAUCUAUUGGACGUUCAGCCGUAAGAAUGCUUUGAAAAUAUUUUAAAAAAUGGAUAGUUUGUAUGACCAAAAAUAAAUUAUUUCCACAUCAGAGAGCAAUUCCUCAUCGAUUUAAUUUUCUGAGUGUAGUGGAUUAAUGAAAAGGAUUUAUGCCUACAUUUUUGUAUUGAUACAUCUAGGAACUGGCAUACCUCUCCGCUGUUUUGGCCAUGAAGAAAGGAAAAGGACCAGAUAAAGCUAUGGAAUUAUUAAAUGAGGCAAUAGAACUGCACUUUGCUGGACUCAAGGUAAUUUCUAGUUAAAUGUUUCAAAACUUUGAUGAUUGCAGGAAAAACUUCUUUAAAAAAAGUGUUCGGAUGAUUGCUUUAUGUCACUUAAAAACCUGAGCGUGUUAUCAAUAAUUGCUUUUCAUGUUGAUUUUUAAAAAACUAUAUCACCUUUAUGAAAAUGCGGUUUUGUGACAAAUUCAGUUCAUCAGCUGUAUUACUUUCAUUAAAUAAUAGUUACAAGAAUUUAUGUAAUUCUUGUUUAAAAAUUUAUGUAAUUCUUGUUUAAGAAUUUAUGUAUUUCUUGUUUCAGAAUUUAUGUAAUUCUUGUUUAAGAAUUUAUGUAAUUCUUGUUUAAGAAUUUAUGUAAUUCCUGUUUAAGAAUUUAUGUAAUUCUUGUUUUAGAAUUUAUGUAAUUCUUGUUUAAGAAUUUAUGUAAUUCUUGUUUAAGAAUUUAUGUAAUUGAUAAUUAAGAAUUUAUGUAAUUCUUGUUUAAGAAUUUAUGUAAUUCUUGUUUCAGAAUUUAUGUAAUUCUUGUUUAAGAAUUUAUGUAAUUCUUGUUUAAGAAUUUAUGUAAUUCCUGUUUAAGAAUUUAUGUAAUUCUUGUUUUAGAAUUUAUGUAAUUCUUGUUUAAGAAUUUAUGUAAUUCUUGUUUAAGAAUUUAUGUAAUUGAUAAUUAAGAAUUUAUGUAAUUCUUGUUUAAGAAUUUAUGUAAUUCUUGUUUAAGAAUUUAUGUAAUUCUUGUUUAAGAAUUUAUGUAAUUCUUGUUUAAGAAUUUAUGUAAUUCUUGUUUAAGAAUUUAUGUGAUUCCUGUUUAAGAAUUUAUGUAAUUGAUAAUUAAGAAUUUAUUUAAAUCCUCUUUAAGAAUUUAUGUAAAUCUUGUUUAAGAAUUUAUGUAAAUCUUGUUUCAGAAUUUAUGUAAUUCCUGUUUAAGAAUUUAUGUAAUUCGUGUUUAAGGAAUUAUGUAAUUCUUGUUUCAGAUUUUAUGUAAUUGGUGUUUAAGAAUUUAUGUAAUUCUUGUUUAAGAAUUUAUGUAAUUCGUGUUUAAGAAUUUAUUUAAUUCUUUUUUAAGAAUUUAUGUUAUUCUUGUUUAAGAAUUUAUGUAAUUCUUGUUUAAGAAUUUAUGUAAUUUAUAAUUAAGAAUUUAUGUAAUUCCUGUUUAAGAAUUUAUGUAAUUCUUGUUUAAGAAUUUAUGUAAUUCUUGUUUAAGAAUUUAUGUAAUUCUUGUUUAAGAAUUUAUGUAAAUCUUGUUUAAGAAUUUAUGUAAUUCUUGUUUAAGAAUUUAUGUAAUUCUUGUUGCAGAAUUUAUGUAAUUCCUGUUUAAGAAUUUAUGUAAUUCUUAUUUAAGAUGUAAUUCCUAUUUAAGAAUUCAUGUAAUUCCUGUUUGAGAAUUUAUGUAAUUCUUGUUUUAAAAGCCUCAGACAAUGGCGUAACUGAUGCAAGGUGGAUAAUAUGUUUGGAUGUGUUUGUAUGCUGGAUGAGAUUUCCUCAACAAUAAAAAAAAAAACACACUUUACUUUAUAUUUUAUAGAGUUUCAAAUUUAAAUUUUGACAAUCCUAUUUAGUCAUUAAUUAUUAGACCAAUCUACUGUUAACAAACAUCCUAUUUUCAAAAGAGAAACUUUUGAAAUGAAACGUUUAUUUCUCAUAUUUUUCUGAAUGGUAGAAAUGUCCAAUAUAUUUAAUUAUGCCUAUAUUCUCAGUCGACACCCCUCCCCCCCUCAUUUUUGUCCAGUCCAUAUUAAUAUAAUAAUUACGUUUUCUGGCCCAGUCAAGUUUAUGUGAUUUAUGUUUUGUUUCAUAUUGUCUGCUUACUGUAUCUUUGAAUGUCUUUUUUUAAACCAGGGUCUGCCACUGGGCAUCAACUACUACUGUAAACUCAACCCUGACUUCCUGCUCCAGGUCAUCAAAGAUUAUCUACAGUUUGGUCCCCAAGUGGUGAGCUUGUUCAACUGUUCCAGAAUGCUGUUGUAGCUCAUGAAAUGAUGUCGGUGUCAUGAACAAUCGUCAUUAUCUGUGGACAUGAAAUAUUAUUGGUGUCAUAAUGAAUCAUCAUCAUCUGUGUUCAUGAAGUUAUUAUUAAUUGUAAUGCAUUCAGCUUAAUAAAAUAUUUCUCCCAAAUUUAUGAUAGGCAAAUUUGUUAAAAAAACUGCUCUACAGUUUAAGGAAUGUUUUUUAUGGACCUUUAUGAACAUUUAACUUGUUCUAACUUUCAGCCAGGUGCUAUAAUCUCAUACUUAUAUUGUUAUCUCCAAUUGUUGGAAAAUGUGUUGCAAUAAUCUUAUACUUAAAUCGUUAUCGCCAAUUGUUGGUAAAUAUGUGCAGAGGCUGAAUUCUGCAAGAAAUGUUUAAAGCAAAUGAAAAAAAAAAUUUAGAAUUGAAUAAAAAUAAACCAAAAGGAAAAAACCCACAUGUUACUCUUCAUGCUGUGACUUAUUCCUUAAUCUUUAACAGGAAGUUAUAAUGGAAAAUUGCUUCUUUACUUUCUUAGCCUGUAAGUUCUGGCCAACCCAUAAGCCCGGUGCUCAAGCGAUGCCAUCAAGUUCUUGACCCACUGACCAGGGCUGUGCCAGGUUUAAUGGACGGUCUUUUUUUGAUAGCCAAAGUCAAAUUUCUUGCAGGUAAAAAAGGCUUAAAAAUGUUUAUGUUUUCUGUGGUGAUUUACUAGCUGAAACAAGAAAUGUUAUCUUUCUGAGAGCAAAAUCUGCGAGAGUGUUUAAGGAAAUAUAUGGUGGUGUUUAAGUGAGAUAAUUAAUAUUUAGUGCGUAAAAAAUUUAAUUUUUUUAGUCUGUAUGCUUCCAUGGGCCCACGUUCUGGAACCAGCUCCCCUUCCAUAUACGUCAUAGUGAAACCUCGUCCAUUUUCAAAAAGUCCCUUAAAACUCAUCUGUUUAGGUCCGCCUAUGACCUGUGAUGCACCCUCCUUGCCCUACCUCAUUUUCUGUUUCGGGUUGAUCCUGAAGUGUCAAAGUGUCCUCGUUUGAUAGCCAUUUUCAUUGUUUCUAUAGAAUAGUAGUUACUAUCCUAGUGUCUCAUUUGUAUUUACUUAGUUUACAUGUUUUAAUAAUUGUAAAGCGCUUAGAGCUUUAUGAUAAGCGCUAUAUUAAAAAUGCCUAAAUAAAUAAAUAAAUAAAUAAAAUGAACAUGUUAUAUGAGUUAUUAAGCUCAAUCAGAAAAACCUUGCGAAGUUUUUCAUUGAAAGUUUUUUUAGAAAGCAUUCAUACAGUCAAACAUAUUUGGUAUACUCAUGUCAUCUAUAACAUGAGAUAAAAUCUGUAAAUAUAAGAGACAUGGCCUUUCUAGCCUGAGAGCCUUCCAAAUCUGAGAGCCUUCCAAAUCCUAGAGCCUCCCAAAUCUGAGAGCCUUCCAAAUCGGAGAGCCUUCCAAUUCUGAGAGCCUUCCAAAUCCUAGAGCCUCCCAAAUCUGAGAGCCUUCCAAAUCGGAGAGCCUUCCAAUUCUAAGAGCCUUCCAAAUCUGAGAGCCUUCCAAUUCUGAGAGCCUUCCAAAUCUGAGAGCCUUCCAAUUCUAAGAGCCUUCCAAAUCUGAGAGCCUUCCAAUUCUAAGAGCCUUCCAAUUCUAAGAGCCUUCCAAGUCUGGAGCCUUUUAGGUCUAAGAAAGUAAAGUUCAUUCCCUAAAUCAGAGCCACUACCCCUAAUGUGAAUGUAGCUUUAGUCAUCUCUGUGUCCAGGUGAUGUGACUGCUGCACAGAGCACACUUCAGCAUUGCCUGGACCAAGACGCCACUUUCUCCGAUGCUCAUAUUUUAAUGGCCCAGAUACAUCUCAGCCAGAAUAAUUUCAAGAUGGCCAACCAGUCUCUGGAAGUUGGACUCAGCUACAAUUUUCAGGUAGGAAAUAUUUGAAAUUAUUGAAACAGCCAUGAAGUAAUAUAAUCCGGUUGUAUUAUCAUGUCUGGAGUAAGUAUAUUGGAAAAAUCUGAUUGGACCCUGUCUUUGGUUUGUAUUACGCAGAACUAUGUCCUCAUUUGUCCCAAUUCUUUCUGAAACCAUCUCCACCUUGUCAUCAGAUCUGUGUUGCCAGCUUUUACUUGAAUUUUUUCCAGGUUCGUGACCACCCAUUGUAUCACCUCAUACUGGCCAGGAUAUUGAAAAAACAAGGAAACAUGGCGGACGCUAUCAAAACUUUGCAGAUGGCUAUGGCACUUCCAGGGGUGAAAAAAACUGGUUCGUAUUUUAUUUACUGUCAGUUUUCACUCUGCCAACUCAGGGUCCUUUAAAAUCUUGUUACACAAACUUCUUUCCUUCUAUUUCAUUCAGUUGUUCAAGUAAGUUGAUUAGAGGCGUCCAGAUAAAACUUUCACUGGAGUUAGCAGUUAUGUGUUUAACCAGUUGUAGCAGCUCACAUUAGAAAGACUAUUUUAGCAUUUCUCAAACAUCACCCUACUUUAUGUUAUUUUUACUGAUGAAAUUUUCCUAUUUUAAGGUGCCAGGGUUGACUCUGCCAAAAAAUCUAAAGUAGAAAACAUUGGUGUCAACGACCGGGUUUCUGUUUUCUUGGAGCUUGCUGAAGCACAUCGGUUGCAGAAUGAGCAGGUAAACUGUCACACUGACUUGAUUAAGUGCAGGUAAACUGUCAAACUGGCUUUAGUAUGUGCAUGUAAACUGUCACCCUGAUUUUAGUAUGUGCUUGUAAACUGUCACCCUGACUUUAGUAUGUGCUUGUAAACUGUCAAACUGGGUUUAGUAUGUGUUGGUAAACUGUCAAACUGGCUUUAGUAUGUGCAGGUAAACUGUCAAACUGGCUUUAGAAUUAGCAAUUAACAGCUUAAAAUAAGAUACUAGAAGAUAGUUAAUUUUGUUUCGACAUGAUAUAAAAUUUGUUAGCAUCUUAUUAUCUCCUAUGUAUCUGCCAUGUUAGCAUGAAGCUGCCAAGGUUAUGCAGGACGCCAUCAAUGAGUUCCAAGGAACUCCUGAGGAGGUACGCAUCCUUAUCGCCAAUGCUGAUCUAUCUCUGGCCAGAGGAGAUGUUGAGAUGGCCCUUGGCAUGCUGAGAAACAUCACACCCGAUCAGCCCUAUUUUGUUGAGGCACGUGAGAAAAUGGCAGACAUUUAUUUGAAUCACCGAAAGGACAAAAAACUGUAUGCCAGCUGCUAUCGGUAAGAUGCUGCAAUGAAUUUUUAGUACUUUUUUUAAUUGGUGGUCAUUUAGAAUUCUAAAUAUUUUUAGUGUUGAAAACUUGAUGUUGAUAAACUGUUUCUUCACAUUGUGUAUGGCAUCAUAACAAAUCAAACGGGAUGUACAUCUCAAAAAAUUUAUUUUAAUAUUUAAUUUAUAAAUUGAAACCAACUUAGAUGCAAAAGAUGACCUGCUCCUAACACAUGUAUUCUCCUACUGCCGAUGCAAAACAACAAACCAUAUCAUUUCUCAAACACAAAAACGUCAUCAUGCGAAAACCACAUAGUAACAGUUGUGCAAUAAACCUCAACACCAAAACCCACUCAGUAAACCAACAAGUAUUCCAAAACAUCAAACCCACUCAGUAAACUAACAAGUAUUCCAAAACAUCAAACCCACUCAGUAAACAAACAAGUAUUCCAAAACAUCAAACCCACUCAGUAAACCAACAAGUAUUCCAAAACAUCAAACACACUCAGUAAACCAACAAGUAUUCCAAAACAUCAAACACACUCAGUAAACCAACAAGUAUUCCAAAACAUCAAACCCACUCAGUAAACCAACAAGUAUUCCAAAACAUCAAACCCACUCAGUAAACCAACAAGUAUUCCAAAACAUCAAACCCACUCAGUAAACCAACAAGUAUUCCAAAACAUCAAACCCACUCAGUAAACAAACAAGUAUUCCAAAACAUCAAACCCACUCAGUAAACCAACAAGUAUUCCAAAACAUCAAACACACUCACAAAGAAACACCGUUAACAGUUUGCUAAUUAAACUGUUUUCUUAAUGCUGUUAUACAUCAUCCUUUCUUGUGAUCAGUGAACUUGUUGACAAACACCCCAGCACCCAAACAUCUCUUCUGCUGGGAGACGCUUACAUGAGUAUUCAAGAGGUGAGUCAGUAUAAUGGACAGUACUGAUAUGCUUAUCCAUGACAUGAGUGCUUUUCUAUGACAGGAUUGCUUUUCUGUGAGAUGAUUGCUUAUCUAUGACAUGAUUGCUUUUCUGUGACAUGAUUGCUUAUCUAUGACAUGAUUGCUUUUCUAUGACAUGAUUGCUUUUCUGUGACAUGAUUGCUUUUUCUGUGACAUCAUUGCUUAUCUAUGACAUGAUUGCUUAUCUGUGACAUGAUUGCUUUUCUGUGACAUGUUUGCCUAUCUAUGACAUAAUUGCUUUUCUGUGACAUGAUUUCUUAUCUAUGACAUGAUUGCUUUUCUGUGACAUGAUUGCUUUUCUGUGACAUGAUUGCUUAUCUGUGACAUGAUUGCUCAUCUAUGACAUGAUUGCUUUUUUGUGACAUGAUUACUUUUCUGUGACAUGAUUGCUUAUCUAUGACAUGAUUGCUUUUCUGUGACAUGAUUGCUUAUCUAUGACAUGAUUGCUUUUCUGUGACAUGAUUGCUUAUCUAUGACAUGAUUGCUUUUCUGUGACAUGAUUGCUUAUCUGUGACAUGAUUGCUUUUCUGUGACAUGAUUGCUUUUCUGUGACAUGAUUGCUUAUCUGUGGCAUGAUUGCUCAUCUAUGACAUGAUUGCUUUUCUAUGACAUUGCUUUUCUGUGACAUGAUUGCUUUUCUGUGACAUGAUUGCUUAUCUAUGACAUGAUUGAUUUUCUGUGACAUGAUUGCUUAUCUAUGACAUGAUUGCUUUUUCUGUGACAUGAUUGCUUAUCUAUGACAUGAUUGCUUAUCUGUGAAAUGAUUGCUUUUCUGUGACAUGAUUGCUUAUCUAUGACAUGAUUGCUUUUCUAUGACAUGAUUGCUUUUUCUGUGACAUGAUUGCUUAUCUAUGACAUGAUUGCUUAUCUGUGACAUGAUUGCUUUUCUGUGACAUGAUUGCUUAUCUGUGACAUGAUUGCUUUUCUGUGACAUGAUUGCUUAUCUGUGACAUGAUUGCUCAUCUAUGACAUGAUUGCUUUUCUGUGACAUGAUUGCUUAUCUGUGACAUGAUUGCUCAUCUAUGACAUGAUUGCUUUUCUGUGACAUGAUUGCUUAUCUGUGACAUGAUUGCUCAUCUAUGACAUGAUUGGCUGCUCUGUGAUGAGGCUGUAACUUUGUGACUUAAGGGAUUUUAAAAAAAAAGGUCAUCAUCAGCCACAGCUUUUUGUUUUGUUUUGUUUCUUGGAUUGAGUUUAAAAAUAAAACUGCUAUUUUUUAAUAAAAAAAAUUGAAGCCUCUUAAAAUAGACAGUGAUGUAAUUUAGUGUGUCCUUGAUUCACCAGCCUGACAAAGCCAUUGAAGUUUAUGAAUCUGCCCUUAAACUGAACCCCAAAGAUGCAGCUCUGGCUAAAAGGAUUGGCCAGGCCCUUGUCAAAACUCAUAACUAUGGAAAGGUAACUUGUGGAAAUUUUUGCUUAUUCUAAGCUCGUUUUUGAGCUAAGUGUUUUAUACAAACUCUUUGGUGAUUUGAGACGUUGUAGACUGGCCAGGAAAAAAUAUUUGAUUUAGUCGUUAUAAUGAUAAUGAAGUACACACUUAAUACAAAACUAGUGGCAUGAUCUCUUGACAGCCUUGAAGAAAUUUUUUAAUCAUUUUAUUUUGUGAAUGAAAUAUUAAAAAUAAAGUGAAAAUUGAAAUUCUGCAAUGAUUAUUUAUUGAGGCCUUAAACCAGGGGUUCGGGAACCUUUUUGUCUGAGAGAGCUAUAGACACCACAUAUUUUGAAAAGUGAUUCUGUGAGAGCCAUACAUUAUGUUUAAAACUAAAAAUUCAAGAAAAUGUUUGCAUUUUGUGUAAUUUCAACACUAAAGAUGCAAUGAUUAUGUCUCUGAAAUCUAUUUAAUAACAUUGUUAUGCUGUUGCUAAUCAAUAAUCAGUAUUUCUUUCCAUUAAUGCGGCAUUUUUUUAUGAUCGAACAUUUGUCUGCGAGCUAGAUGCGGCCAUCAAUAGAGCCACAUCUGGCUCAUGAGCCAUAGGUUCCCGACCCCUGCCUUAAACGAACAAAUAACUUAUAAUCAUUCAUAUUAGGAAUAAAAAAACACAGAUAUUCCUUUGGAAACUUUUUUAUCAACAAGCUAAUUUUUACCCAUGUCAGCAUCCAAAUUAAGUCCAAUUAUCCCAAACUUGGGGGCAGAACCUCCCGCGCGCCCCCCCCCCCCCAUUCAUCUGCCUUAAUGCCCUGCGAUGACGUAUUGACCGAGCCACCCACCUGACUAAAAGAUAUAUUUGAGGCCAUUACUUUUCAGGGUUUUUAUAAGAAUAAAAAAACACAGAUAUUCCUUUGGAAACUUUUUUUACCAAAAGCUAAUUUUUACCCCUGUCAGCAUCCAAAUUAAGUCCAAUUUUCCCAAACUUGGGGGCAAAACCUCCCCCGCGCCCCCCCCCCCCCAUUCAUCUGCAUUAAUGUCCUGCGAUGACGUAUUGACUGAGCCACCCACCUGACUAAAAGAUAUAUUUGAGGCCAUUACUUUUCAGGGUUUUUUCUGUUAUUAGAUAAUUUCAAUAUCAUUGAAAACUGACCAGCAGUAAAAUAAGGAGUGAAUGACUGACAAUAUGUGUUUUUAUUUAAGCCAUCAACUAUUACAAAGUGUCUCUGAUUUGUUUAUUUGGGCCAUCGACCAUUAUGAAGUUUCUCUGAUCUUUUUAUUUAGGCCAUCAACUAUUACGAAGUGUCUCUGAAGUCAGGAGGCCAGGCGAUGCUAAGGCAAGUUCCUUCUAAAUUUUCUUUAAAUUUUCUUGUAAAAAUAAAUUUGUUUUGUUAAAAUUCAACAAAAUAUCUCUUGAUAAAAAAAAUAUUAUGCUCCCCAAAAUUCGAUGAAAUGAAAUCGUCAUUGUAGAUAUGACUUGGCUGAACUUCUUCUGAAGCUGCGACAGUUUGACAAGGCGGAGAAAGUUCUCAAACAAGCUCUGGAACAAGACGGUCAAGGUAAACCAUUCAGCACUUUAAGCAACAGAUAUCAAUGUUGUCAUUACAACAUCCUCCUAGUUAAGCUGACAUUAUAUGCCUACAAGAUACCUGAAUGCCAAGUUUUCUCUGUUAAACUUCUUACAUGUUUACUACACAUGCAAAGGGAAUACACUGGCUCCAUUUUAUCAAUACUUUUUAAAAAAAUGUAUAAAGUUUGGUUAUUAGUUUAAUUCUUCGCGUACGAGAUUAUUUAACUAUAAAUUAAAUCAAUUAUUUAAAUAUAAUAAUAAUAAUUAUUUAUAUGCGCCAACAGGACACAGAUCAUACAUCUAGUUAAUUAUAUGUGCUAACAGGAUACAGAUCAGACAUCUAGUUAAUUAUAUGCGCCAACAGGACACAGAUCAUACAUCUAGUUAAUUAUAUGUGCUAACAGAAUACAGAUCAUACAUCUAGUUAAUUAUAUGCGCCAACAGGACACAGAUCAUACAUCUAGUUAAUUAUAUGUGCUAACAGGAUACAGAUCAUACAUCUAGUUAAUUAUAUGUGCUAACAGGAUACAUAUCAUACAUCUAGUUAAUUAUAUGUGCUAACAGGAUACAGAUCAUACAUCUAGUUAAUUAUAUGUGCUAACAUGACACAGAUCAUACAUCUAGUUAAUUAUAUGUGCUAACAGGAUACAGAUCAUACAUCUAGUUAAUUAUAAGCACCAACAGGACACAGAUCAUACAUCUAGUUAAUUAUAUGUGCUAACAUGACACAGAUCAUACAUCCACCAUUUUUUUUCCCUGUCAUUACUAACUGUCAUGUGUAAAAAAAAUAGAUCUGGAAACCAUGAUGGAACACACACGCUACUUGAUGCUGCUGGCCAAAGUCCACACACAAGUGGAGAAACUGGAUGAGUCUCAGAGCAUUUUACAGCGUGCCAGAGACAUGCAGGCAAGGUCAGUGAAAAUGGCAGUGAGUUAUUUAAAUAGUUAAACUUAAUAUUGUUUGGCUCAACUGCUGAAUCCAUGAAAAAAAAAAUAUAUAUAUAUAAUUAAGUGAUGGAAGGUUUACUUAACACAAAGCAAUAGACAAAAGUACAAUUUCAAUGAGCAUCAUAUAUUAGACUGUGGCAGACUCACUGUCAGAGCACAAUCCUCAGAGAAUAAGUGCACCACUCUCGCCCAAAGAAAGCACACUGCAAGGUAAAGCAGAAAACUACUCAAAUGAGUACGCAGGUGGCUGGCCAGUCCCAUCUGUGCCUGGAAUGCUUACCAGGCACAGAUAGGACUGGCCGGCCACGUGCCUACUCAUCGUGUAAUAUAGCCUUUGUCAUCUUCGUAUGCGACAGACGAACAACAACAAAACAGCAACAUCAUAAUAGACAAUGGACUUAAGCAGGGUUAUUAGUUUUAGCUAUGAACCUAGUAGACAAUGGCCUUAAGCAGGGUUAUUAGUUUUAGCUAUGAACCUAGUAGACAAUGGACUUAAGCAGGGUUAUUAGUUUUAGCUAUGAAUCUAGUAGACAAUAGACUUAAGCAGGGUUAUUAGUUUUAGCUAUGAACAUAGUAGACAAUGUACUUAAGCAGGGUUAUUAGUUUUAGCUAUGAACCUAGUAGACCAUGGCCUUAAGUAGGGUUAUUAGUUUUAGCUAUGAACCUAGUAGACCAUGGCCUUAAGCAGGGUUAUUAGUUUUAGCUAUGAACCUAGUAGACCAUGGCCUUAAAUCAUUUGAAGGGUUCAAGGGAAAAACCAGUUAUGUCAGUUUUUAGAAAUUUCUAUGUUAUCUCCUUUGUGGCUACAUUCAAUUUAAUAGAAUAAUAUGAUACAUAGGUCCAACUGAAAAAGCAGCGUGGUCAAUAAAUAAAUACGUAGACAUCUUGAUAUUUUAUACUUUUAUUAGGAAUUUUCAAACUUUAAAUUCAAUUUUCUCAAAACUCUCAAAACCUGACAUCACUGGUUUUUCCCUUGAGCCCUUCAUUUGGUUUUUAGUUUUAGUUGUGAACAUUAUUCUUGUGCAUCACUGUCAUUAUUUUUCACAUUGCUAACAACUAUUGUUGUUGGGAUAGCUUCAGUUUCUGUUUUAUCCGCUAAGUCAGGUUCAUUAUAUUUGAUUCAGUGUAGUGUCUCUUAAUGAGAACAACUUGCUUCUGACCUUUUGUUGUAGAGUAUUAAAGAGAGUGCAAGUGGAGCAACCAGAUGCCAUUCAUGACCAAAAGGAACUUGCGGCCAGGUAAUAUUACAAUUUCAUAAACCACCAGUUUUAGAGUUGUUGAGACUGACCUUUUGAAGAAGGCAACUGUUUUAAUAGGAGAAACUUACAUCAAAUUUUAGGAGGUGCAAUGCAAAAAUUUUGCAAUAUUAUAGGUAUAAGAGGGUUAGACUGCGAUUAAGCUUUUAAGUGCAUUAAUGAGACACCAACAAUUUGUUUAAAUAAAACAGUGGAUGUAAGCUUUAAUUAUAAUGUGCAUUUUUAAUUGUUUGGGUCUCAUUAACCUGCAAAAUUAUAGAAAUUAUUUUAUUUUUCAAAUAAGCUUUAAGUGGAAUUUGACUGUUUUGUAAUAAUUGAUUAUUCCUGUUACAACAAAUGUUGAGUAGGUAUCAAACUAGCCCUAAAAAAACUAAUUGCCUUACUUUAAAUGCCCUACUUUAAUUGCCCUACUUUUCCUAUUUUGUUUAUUGUAUAGUUACUUUAUAUAUAUAUUUUUUUUCUGUAUAGGCCUACUUUAAACUCUUAGAAAACUCCUUAUGUAUGUUUUAAAGUAAGUUUAAAUUGCAGUGGAGAGUUAUGUUUCCCUGGCUGGAAUAAAUGGGACAGCUGUGAGUUUAUUUCAUUCUGUGUUGUCAUCAUAUGAGUCAUGUAAUAUCUGUGAUGAAACCAUUCCUUUCUUGUGCACAGCAUUUGCAGUCAGCUGGCGGAUCAUGCUGCCAACCAAAGAGACACAGAUACAGCCAUCAAGUUUUACAAGGAGGCGUUGGUCUACAGUGAAAAUGACAGCAAAGUAAGUUGGUACUCUCCUUGCUAGUAAAGUGACAGAAUUAUCUUUCCAUUUCACAAUCUAGCUGACAUUUCUUUUGAAUGUUUCUUUUUGGAAAAGUGUGUUUUUAUUUGUAACUUAUCUCAUGUUUCUCUUCUCAGAGAAGCCUGGACCUGGCAGGGCUGUACCUGAUGUCAGAAGACCUGGAUGCAUGUCAGCACCAGUUGAUGACACUCUUAAAAAAUGACAGUGACAACGACAGUGCAACAAUUGUAAGUUUGGACAAUUAAAAAAUGAUGCCUAAAGGGUAUUGAAAGUGGCAAGUUUAAAUACUUCUGUAAUUAAAACAAAUUGCUUUGACUUUAACUGUGCCACAAUUUUAACAGCUUAAAUAAUGACACAAGUAUAUAUUAACUAUUAGAAUGACAUCAUCUAUAGGAAGAGAAAUAAUUUGAUGCUUUCCGAGCAGUGCCGAGAAAAAGAGGUGCCUGGGGCAAGGCCUGAAAACGGUGCCCACCAUUUUUUAGAAAAAAAGUACAAGUACCGCCAGCAUUUUGUUCAUUUAAUCACUGUAAAGCUCCUAUCUAAAGAUGAUGUUGGCGCCCCCCCCCCUUUUUUGGCACCUGGGGCUAUCACCCCCUUACUGGGGCAAGGGCUGAAAACGGUGCCCCCCAAUUUUUAGAAAAAAAGUACAAGUGCCGCCAGCCUUUUGUUCAUUUAACCCCUGUAAAGCUCCUAUCUAAAGAUGAUGUUGGCGCCCCCCCCCCCCUUUUUUGGCACCUGGGGCUAUCACCCCCUUUGCACAGCCCUGGAUGCAUGGGCAACAACAGGCCAACAUAAUUUUUUGACGAGCUGUAUACAAAAUCCUUACAUUUGAUUGUUUGAAAUAAGUGGCUACAUUACAUUUGAACAAAAUUAAACUGAGAUGGAAACCCAGCCCAAGUGUUACAUUCCUCUUAUCACUAUUCACAGAUGCUGGCUGAUUUGAUGUUUCGUAGAAAUGAGUAUGACUCAGCAAUGUACCACUUCCGGCAGCUGUUGAACACCAAACCAGGUUGGAGAUUUUACAACCAGUAAUAUUAUUAAACAUAAACUUGUGUGCUUUUCAAAUUUUGCAUUAGUUAAAUAGGUUACAUUUUUUUUUUGAGUAUUUCAAUUAAUUUAUGUAUAAAAGCUUUAAAUGUGUUAAAAAUGUCUUAAAUAUAUCUAAGAAAACAUGUGUAUUGCUAUCUAUUAAAAUAUUUCUGACAUGAUUAAAUAAAAUAAUCCUGAAGGAAGGAAGAUCUUUGCACACUAACUAUAACAUGCAAGGUGUUUAUUUAUGUACACGCAGACAACUACGAAGCUCUGGCCAGACUGGUUGAUCUCAUGAGGCGUGCCGGCAAGUUGGAUGAAGUCCCAAAGUUUCUAGAUGAGGCUAAAAGUGCAUCCUCCAGGGCUUCCUUGGAAGCUGGCUUUUCCUACUGUAAAGGACUAUAUGAAUGGUACAGAUUAGAUAUCUAUAAAUCUAUGCGUGUCUCUGUAGAGACGUAAUAUACAUUUCCUAAUGAGGUCUUUUUAAUUUCGACUCUUUCUUAUGGUACUCUAUUUUUAUCCUCUUACUAUUUGUGCAAAUUAUGUGUUUCCUUUCGAUUCUCUGAUGUAGCGGUGUUCAACCUUUUUUCAUCUUAGGCUUUACUAGAAUAAAUUAUCAACAUUCCUUCGUACACCAUUGAAGCUUUCAAUAUAGAAUAGUGGUCUGCUCAAUUUGCUUAAAAAAUAAUGACUGGGAAAGUUUAGGAAACAAAGCUUCUGCACACCAGUUAGACAUUGUUGUAAGUGAAAACUUUUUAAGUCAAAUUAGUUGUUUCUCAAACAAUGUCACAUCAUUAACCCCUGUGUGUGCCAGGUAUUCUGGGAAUCCAACCGAGGCUCUCAAACACUUCAACAAGGCACGCAAAGAUUCUGAUUGGGGAAACAGUGCCAUCUAUAACAUGAUUGAAAUUUGUCUCAAUCCAGAUAGUGAGACUAUUGGUGGUGAGGUCUUUGCCUCAGUGGAAGGGGACAGUGCACAGUGAGUCUCAAAGAGUUGAUUUUUUUUUUUUUUCAAAUUAAAGUACUCUUUUGUUGUCCUGGUCUAACUUAAAUUAAACAGUUGAAAAGAAUAAAUUACAUAUAUAAUAAAAUAGAAUAAUUUGGGGGAAAUUGUUCUUAAAAAAAAAAAAAAAAAGAAAUAAAACUAGAUUUGCGAAUUAGUCUCUGUAAGUAGGUCAGUAUGAAUAUUUUUCCAAGAUUCUGUUUAAUACAGGAACACCAUGGACAAAGACAAGGCUGAUACAGAAAUGAUGGCGGUUAGGACUGCAGAAAAACUUUUAAAGGUCAGAAAAAUAGAAAUGUAUUUUCUUUUCGAUUAAAAAUAUUAAAUGUACAACAUGUAUUCCUUUGUGCUCUUUUCAAUACUUUGCUGACAUUGUAUCAAAUUGAUCAUAAAGGAAUAUGCUGGAUCAAAUUAUCCUACCCUGGGUGAUGUUGGGUCUAUGUUUAGGGUUGGUGUAGGGGGUGGGGUCCAUGACUUAGAGAAUAAUUUUAAAAUUCACUGUUAGUACUGUCAUGUUCAGAGCUAACAAGUCAGAUGAUUCCAUAACACCAUUUAUGCACAAAAAGUCAGAGAACCCAUUAGACAUGAUAAUUUUGUUGAAUUUUACAUUUUUUGAAAUGAAACAUAAUUUUUAAAGCAGACUGUAAGUUAAUGUAGAACCUUAGUUAAUGUAGAACCUUAGUUAAUGUAUAACCUUAGUUAAUGUAGAACCUUAGUUAAUGUAGAACCUUAGUUAAUGCAACCUUUUUAAUUGAGGAUUUGAAACUUUUAAAAAAAAAAUUUGAAUAAAACUGCAUUUUACUUAAUGAAAUUUUAUUAAGUGUUACAAUGCACAUUUUUUACCUGUUAUAUCACCUUUGAACCAUCAGGAGGUGAAACCCAAGCCUGGUGACAUUCGGCCUACAAUACUGGAGAAUAUGGCACUGAUAGCCACAAAGCAGAAGGCAAAUGUUGAGCGAGCUCUCAACAGUUUCAUGGAAAUAUGUUCAGGGGAGGUAAGUCAUACAUGUACAUCCUGUUUAUAUGAGACUGUUGACAUUCAUCUCGGGUCCAUUUGACAUCAAUGGCUACCUCCCAGUUCAGUUUGCUUAGUCUGGAUUUUAAAAAAACUAAUUUGAGUUGUUAAUGUCAUGAGUGGUCCCUAACUAUCAUAUGUCAUCAGUAACUAUAAUGUUACAUCAUCAAGCCACUUAUGUUACAUCAUCAAGUGAAUCUCAUGACCAUCAUAUGUCAUCAGUAACUAUAAUGUUACAUCAUCAAGCCAAUGUCAUGACCAUCAGAUGUCAUCAUUAACUGUGAUGUUACAUCAUCAAGUGAAUCUCACGACCAUCAUUACACAUAAUUAAUAUAACAAAGCCAGACUGACAUGUUCAAUGUUAUUGUCAUGGUGGAACAACUCCCUGUCAUGUCUGACUUUUUACUCUGCUUCAACAUUUUAUUAAAGCCCUUGAUUUAUUUACUGAGUAAAUAGAGUAAAUUACUCUAUAUGUGCUUAUGUCCCUCAAAACUAUACUUACACCUAUCCUAUGUAUGUUCCAUUAUACAAAUGUUGAGUUCAUAUUUCUUAGUGUAAAUCUUGAUUGAUUCAUUUUUUUCUUCAAUGAUACAAGUGGACAUAAUCCUAUCCUACAACAAGUCUUAAAUGGCACACAUAUUUAUUUACUUUUGUUUAACUCCCCUUUGUGGGACACUAACUUCGCAAUGACUCCAGCAGGCAGCCCCAGAAGGUCAGGGGUCAGCCCAUGCAGAAGGAGGCUCCAGAAAGGUAGACAAUUUGCCAGUUUGCACUAGAUGUUUUUUCAUUCUUAAAUAAAUUAACUGUUUUUCUAUCUCAUUUGUUUUCAUGAAGAUCAUUCUUUUCAAGCCUCAAUCUCAUCUCUUAUGGCUGGCCUAUAAAGCACUUUAUCUUCACAUUUUUAACCUACAUGUUCCUAAUUAGGAAAUAAGAUUGUUGUUCCUUUUUCAUAAGCAAUGCCCCCCAACAAGGAAAUAUGAUUUUUAUUUUUAUAAGCAAUUCCCCCCCCCAACCUAUCACCUAAUAAUCUAUGCUCCCUCCACCUGCUUUAAACAAAUAUGUGAUAGAAAUAUUUGUGUACUACAACCCUCAAUUUUUUUUUUCAAUUAAAUAUCUCAGCUGUCUUUUUUUUUACUUAUUGAAAAAAAACCAUUAAAGCAAUAGGACUAUGUACUAUUAAAAACAUUUUGUACCUUACUGCAGUGAUUCUCAAACUUUAAAUUGCAUUAUUCCAAGUGGUCACAAACAUAUAAUAAUUUAUUUUUUUAAUAAAUUUAUGAAUACAUUCAUAAGGUUGGUGCAUUUAACUAAUAUAUUUGGCUCUAAAUUGUGCCUCAAAACAUAUUCCAGACUGUUGGUAUUAAUUAGUUGACUAUGUUAACUUCUUCAUGAAAAAUUGAUAGUUGGGAAGAGUUAAGUGUGCAUUGGUAUAAAAAAAAUUUAGUACCAGCGGUGGGUACAUGCAAAGGUCUGACAGCACUGCAUGUGGCAUAAAAAAUUCUAAAAAUUAAAAUAACUAUAUAACUGUGAUUAGACCACAGACACCCGAUGUGUGAAUUACAUCCGCUUUUUUUAGUCUUUUUAUUGGGCAGUUUUAAAACAUAUUUUUACAAUUAAAAUUGUUGAUAUUAUAUUAUAAUUCAUUCACAAGGUACAAGUAGUCGUAUAUAGGCAAACAGGGUUGUAUUAGUGUUAUUAAUAGUUUUUACACAACUUUCCUACAAGUUUUGUAAUUUUGUUGCAUUAAUUAGAGAAAACUUACUUACUUGGAUCAGCCUUGAGCAUCCAAGUAAGUAAGUUUUCUCUAAUUAUGUGGUGCACUUACCCAACCCUAGAUCUAAGUGAUUAGCUUGUCGUCCUGGCACUUACCCAAACCUAGAUCUAAGUGAUAGCUUGUGGUCCUGGCACUUACCCAACCCUAGAUCUAAGUGAUAGCUUGUGGUCCUGGCACUUACCCAACCCUAGAUCUAAGUGAUAGCUUGUGGUCCUGGCACUUACCCAACCCUAGAUCUAAGUGAUAGCUUGUGGUCCUGGCACUUACCCAACCCUAGAUCUGAGCGAUAGCUUGUGGAGCACUAACCAAACACUAGAUCUGAGUGAUAGCUUGUGGAGCACUAACCAAACACUAGAUCUGAGCGAUAGCUUGUGGAGCACUAACCAAACACUAGAUCUGAGCGAUAGCUUGUGGAGCACUAACCAAACACUAGAUCUGAGUGAUAGCUUGUGGAGCACUAACCAAACACUAGAUCUGAGCGAUAGCUUGUUUAAGCACUAACCAAACACUAGAUCUGAGCGAUACCUUGUGGAGCACUAACCAAACACUAGAUCUGAGCGAUAGCUUGUGGAGCACUAACCAAACACUAGAUCUGAGUGAUAGCUUGUGGUGUACUUACCCAACCCCAGAUCUAAGUGAUAGUUUUAGGAUAACAAUGAAACAAUAGCUGUUAAAAUUUAAGUUUGAAGUAAUCAACCUGAAAUAAAUAAUUUCACCCAACAACAGUUCAUUUGUGUAAAUCUGUAAUUAAUAAUAAUAAUAAUAAUAAUAAGUGGUCUUAUAUAGCGCGGUACCCCGGCCUUUCACCAAAGGAAUCAAAUAUGAUUGUGUUAAAUGCACUCAUGGGUCAAAUUGUUCAAAUCCAGCAUUUAGUUAUAUUUCCAUCAGUCAUGCAAAGAAAAACCAACCAACUUGAACACAAAAGUUUGAGAUAAGUAACGACAACUAAAAACAAAUGAUUGUUUUAAAUUAAAAUUUCACUUACAGUGCCACUUAUGCCAGUUACAAUACCACUUAUAUUACCAGUGACAAUAACUCUUAUAAUGCCACUAAUGCCAGUUACAAUGCCACUUAUAAUGCCAUUUAUAAUGCCAGUUACAAUGCCACGCAUCAUACCAGUUAUAAUGCCACUUAUAAUGUCGAUAAGCUGAGACAACAAGAUCAAAUGUAGAAAUUAUGCGAUCAAUUAAUUAGAGAAAUUUAAAUAUAAACUAAAGCAUAUUUCAUUGUUGUUUUACCUGAUUAAAGAAUGAAACGCUGGUAAGCAUCUGAUUGCAAUAUCUCUAUUCCCACAGUUAAGACAAUGUUAUUACAACACUCAUUGAUCCAUGUGCUAACACAACUUUUGAGAAGCAUGUGUUGAUACGCAGUAGCAAACACUCAGUGGAAUGAGUUGAUUAGACAUCAGUAAAAAAUAAAAAGUUUCUGUUUGUAGUAAAGAUGUGUAACGUAUGGAAACUGAGUAUGGUUAAUUAUGGAAUUACUCUACAUAUAAUACAGAGAGAACACGUUGGUGCCCUCUACGGCAUGGCAGCAGCUUACAUGGUACUGAAGCAAAUGCCUAGAGCCAGGAAUCAGCUGAAACGCAUAUCUAAGAGUCCCUGGACUAUUCAAGUACGUGUUUAACCAACUUUGUGAAUCUGAUAGAGAACUCUUUAGUCAAAUAUAAGAACUGCUGGCUUUUUAAGUUUUUUUCCAUGUUGACAUUAUAAGAUAAAGAGUAAUCUGCAACUGACUAUUCCAGGAUGCUGAGGAUUUAGAGAAAAGCUGGUUGCUGCUGGCAGAUAUUUACAUACAGUCUGGUAAAUAUGACAUGGCUGGAGAGCUACUGAAGAGAUGCCUGCAGUUUAACAAGGUGAUUCUAUUGUGUUCCAGAUAUGUCUAACUGUCAAUAGAUUAACAUACUUAUCUUUAAUAUUUAAGCAGUGUAUUUCUAUUUAUGCUGUUGCACUGCACAUUUUUCUUCCUCCCUUCCUCUUGUGAUAUAUUGUUAAAAUAUUCCAUACCUUUAGACAGAGAAUAUUAUGAUUGCAAAUGAUAUCAGGUUAGAAAUAAUAUGACAGCGCAAUAAAAUUGUAAAAUGUGUGUGUUGCAGUCCUGCUGUAAAGCCUAUGAGUACAGUGGAUUUAUAUUUGAAAAGGAACAGUCCUACAAGGAUGCUUCAAACAGUUACGAGAAUGCUUGGAAGUAUGGCAACAAAAAUAACCCAGUUAUAGGUACGUACAUCCGGCCAGGACACAAUGCCUGGAAGUAUGGCAACAAAAAUAACCCAGUUAUAGGUACAUUUGUCAAACUAGGUCACAAUGCCUGAAAGUAGGGCAAAAAAAAUAACCCAGUUGUAGGUAUGCACUUCUGAUUAGGUCUCAUACUGAUUCUUAUGAUUGAAGUUAUCAAGUCUAGAGUUCGCUUGCAUGAGUCUCUAUAUUAUCAAUGAUAAUUAGGGAAAAUGAAUCCUCUUUGAAAUUUUCUGUUUAAUCACAACUGCUGCACCUGUACUUUGGCCCAUAUAGUUAGCAUGUGAAGAGGUCAAAAGGAAGCAAGAAAAAAAAAAGCAUCACUUAAUUUAUUGAAUUCUGAAUCACAUUUAAAUAAAGAAUAAAAGUUAUUUUUAAAUACUAGACUGAUGAACGUUAUUUUUGUGAAUUCUUCAUUAUUUUAUUCAUAGAAUGUAUUUUUUUGAUCUUAUCACAGAAAAUCUACUGCAUUUUGAAAUAUAAAAGACAAUUUCAUUAAAGCUUAUUCAAAGAACUCAUAAAUCUAGACAUUUAGCAAGGACUUUUUUGAUGUGUUCUAAAACGCCAGUGUUACUAUUGGACAACUUUUCUAAAUGUGAAAUUUUUCCUCAUUCAGGUUACAAAUUAGCUUUUAAUUACAUGAAAGCUCGAAGAUUUGUGGAUGCUAUAGACAUCUGUCACCAUGUAAGUCUUACUUUUACCUAGAUAUAUUUUUCUACUUUUAGAAAAAAAUUGUGGGAAAGGGAGUUGUGAUGCUUUGCGAUUUCUUUUUCCAUUCUAACAUAAUGAACACAGAAAAACAUUGACAAAGUAACCAAAAUACAGUAAUGCACAAAGAACACAAACAAAUAUUUGCUAACAAAAAAUGCAGAGGAUAUAAUAACGUCAACAGAUUAAGAAAUAACAUAUAAUAGGACAAUAACAGAAAGGGAGAUUAAUAUGAAUUGUUUUUAUGAAAUCUAUGGGCCUACAUGUUUUGUCAGAUAUUUUUAGUUAUGUAUGUACCCUGUACUCAUUUUUUUGCUCGUUUUAAAAGUUGCUUUUUUUCUCUCAAUUUUUUAAAAGACAUUUGUUCUCUAAAAGUUUUUAAAAACUAAAUAUUUCAGGUUUUGAACAGUCACCCCAACUACCCUAAAAUCCGCAAGGACAUUUUAGAGAAAGCCAGACAAAGCAUUAGAGUUUGAUUUUGUUUUGUGAUGUUGUUGGCAAGUUAAUUACCAGAUAUUCUGGUCUCAUUCCAAAUAUUUCGACUUAUUUGAACUGUUUAAAAUCAUUUCAAGAUUUUGUGAAUUGACAUAACUUUCACACGAACAAUGUAAAAAUGAAAGACUGGAUUGUUGCUAAUGUACCUUUAAAUUAAUUUGUUUCCAACUCACGGACACCUCAUGGGGGCCACAGUCAAGCCUGCCUCUGUUGGAGUUUUUCCAGGGUCAUGUUUCUAUGUUCCUCAGAUCCUUGUCUGAUUUUCUGAACCAAGUCUCAUUGAGUAGAAUAGAAUACUUGAAUAGAAUUCUAUAUUCAUUUAUUUAUCAGUCUGACGUGAAUGUCUUGUGAAACUUACAAAAAGAAAUUUUAGUGCUCCAGAGUAUCAAAACAAUCUUGAAUGCAAAUUUUCUCAGACUUUAUUUAACUCAUACUUUGUGUCAUUAAAUAACAUUUUAAACAACACCAGACUGAAAGAGUUGGUAAAUAUUCAAUAUUUGAUGUCUCCUAAAGAAUGUCAUCUUGACCCUGGAAAGUCCUGACCAAUAUUUUAAGGGCUUUUUAUGUCCACUCAUUUAAAAACUUGUGAAAAUAAAAAUAAAAACAAUCUUGCUAGUGGGAGAGUUCAUUUAAUUUCACUAACCUAAAUUAUGAAGUGACAUGAAAUCUCAUUCAAGUGUUAAUAUCCGUCCAUUGUUUAUUUACAUUACAUCU
Messenger RNA from Lymnaea stagnalis (great pond snail), 30728 nucleotides. The record is from the annotation of a GenBank genome assembly. NCBI's taxonomy places the organism in Eukaryota, Metazoa, Mollusca, Gastropoda, Lymnaeidae.